This is a messenger RNA of Rotaria sp. Silwood1, 1404 nucleotides long. The record is from the annotation of a GenBank genome assembly. Lineage: Eukaryota; Metazoa; Rotifera; Eurotatoria; Philodinida; Philodinidae.
AUGUCUUCAUCUACUCUAAUACCUGAUCGUGUUUUCAUUGUUGAUAAACGUCUUGUACCAAUUGAUAUUAAACAAUUUCAUUUCAUACAAUUUUCUCAUCCUCGUACAAAACAGAAACAAUCUUAUGCUAUUGAUCAUCAAUCUAAAACAAUCUUUGAACUUAUUCAAUGUACUCGUUCACAUUCAAGUUGGUUUAUUAAUGAUGAACAUGUGCUACCAGAUGGAUCAUUGUAUAUAAUUACUCCAAUUAAUUUAAUCUUUCUACUUUUACCUUCACUUUGGUCUCAUGCUCGAACAAAUUUUGUUCCAAUAACAACAAUUAUAAACGAUUCAUUUAAACAAUUCGAAUUAGAUGAUGAUUUUAUCAUCGAAAAACUUCAUUCAAUCUGUAAUAUUGAUAAUGAAAAACAAUUAAUUAAAUUAAAUCAAGAGAAUUUAAUCGUAUGGCUUCAUGAUAGAAUUGAUCGACUUAAAAAACAUGUUAAAGAUGAAGAACAUGCAUUUGAUCUUGUCUGUGAAUAUUUAUCAGAUGAUAUUGUUGAACAAUGUCAACAAGAAUUAAAACUUCAUGGAAAUGUACAUUAUGAUAUACCAAUUGGUACACAUUAUCUUCUUAAAAAACGUGGUUCAUUACAAUCAAAAGAUGAAAUUAAAUUUUCUACUAAUGAUCGUAAUUUAUCGGAGACAACAAUUGCUCAUGCAAAACAAAUUUUAUAUGAACAUUUUUUCAAUGUAAGUCAAUCAUCGAUGCCACAUGAAUUUCAUCAAAUACAAAAUAAAUCCGACUGUAUAUUUGCUAAACGAGCACGAUUUUGGAAUGCACCUCAUUGGCUUGAAAAUGUAUCAAUUGAAGAAAAUUGUGAACGAUUGUUACCAAGUUUUAUUCUCUUUUGUGCAUUUGUGAAAGACAUAUCUCUUGAUGGUUAUUUGAUUGAAAUUACUCAUAAUCAUUUAACGGCAACUCUUGAAGAUUUUGGUCAAGUAUUCAAACAAAUUCUUCGUUUUCUUUCGGAUCAUGAUCCAGUUAAACGUCAUUGUAUGAAUGUUACACCAUCACGUAUUGGACAAACUGGUUGGGUAUUUGAAUUUGAUCGUGUGACUUUUUUUAUAACAACAUUUACACCACAUUAUCCUGAAACACAUCCACGUUAUGCUCAUGGUUCGAAAAAUUAUUGUCAUAUUCUUUUUCAACCUGAAUUAUCAUUUCUUCGACAUGAUUUACCUGAUGAUACACCAGAAACAAAUUGGAAAGAACCAGUAACAAGUCGAGAUAAAAUUCGUGUUGCCUUUCGAAAACAUGGAAGAGAAUAUCCAAUAAGACCAACUAUUUAUUAUCCACCAGCUCAUGAUAUGAUUAGACCAUUGAGUAAUGAUUUGGAGGAUAUUGUUGAAUGGUGGCUUUGA